CCUUAAACCCUACGAAGACGGCAGCGGCAACGCUCCCGAACCAAAAACACAAGGCACUGCAAACGACAUGUCGGGAAUAGAAGAAGAUAACGACUCUGAUGCACCCGAAGAAUUUACAAACGAGCAGGGGUUAAAGCAAGAUGAAGAGAUAAGACAAAUCCAGAAAGAAAAUAAGGCCAGGGUUAUUCGUGAGGGAAAAGAAAGGCGCAGACAUUGGGCUCAGAAGAAAACACCGCGUCAAUCUGCAAAAAAGGUUGAGAAUGGCCAAGAAGAUGUAGAAACUGGGACGGAUGAGGAGUCUCAGGCCAAGAAGGGGAUGCUUCCUGCUAACAUUGUUGAAAUGCUUGCAUCUCGUGAAAAACAAGUUUUUUUAUCAGACUCUGAGGAUGAGAAGAUUGAGGUAAAGCACACUUCAAGAAAGAAAAAAAAGAAAAGCUCAGGGUUAGAACCUGUUGUUUUGGAGGACAUACCACCUGCUCGAUGCUUACAGAAUUCCUUGGAGUUCUUGAAGAAAAGGAAAAUGCAAGUUCCAAGGUCAUCUUCAGUUUUACACAAUUCCAACCAAGCACUUCGCCUUAAUUGUGUCCUCACUACUUCUGGGUUACGUGAAAGCUGUAAAAGAUUGUAACAAAGUUCCCUGGGGUCCUUCUAAACCUGAGAUCACUCUCAAACUUUCUAAAGGGGGAGGGAAAUCGAAAAGAUUAUUGAUCAGUGCCUGAAGGAAACAAGACAAGAAGGAGCUGCCUCCUAUACAACAGCCUCCUCUUGAUGAAUUUCAUGAUGUUUUUUCCAGAAGAAAUCCUAUUCGUACCUGAUCUUCCACUUCCAACUUCUGGGUUGUUAAUUUGGCCUGUUGCAUGACAAACUUUUUGGCAGGUCCUUAACAGUUUGUGUUUUGUAAAAUUAUUGAAUUUGUCUGCAAUUGUUUAGUCUAUCAUCUGGGAGAACAGUAUCAUAUCAAAAAGGCUCUGCAUUUCCUUGGUGGAAGGUCCACUGGCAUCUCCACCUA
Molecule: messenger RNA, 1009 nt
Organism: Theobroma umbraticum
Lineage: Eukaryota; Viridiplantae; Streptophyta; Magnoliopsida; Malvales; Malvaceae
Product: UDP-N-acetylmuramoyl-L-alanyl-D-glutamate-2, 6-diaminopimelate ligase
Source: RefSeq, a predicted model, not a curated record